UCGUCCAGAAUCAGCACAGCAGGACCCCUGUCUGAGGGCUGAACCGCGCCAGCCCCUGCUCCAGAGUUUUACAACAAAAGACAACAGCUUGGAAAGUGUUUUUGAGCGGAGUUACACGGGAAUUUAACACUGGACGGGAGGAGAACAAAGGGGAGGGCCGGUCUGGGCUGAUGGACUGGGAGAGGAGAUAGCGCUCAUAAGUCAAACCGAUCCCACAUCUCCCCCAUCCUUCCCCGCAGGACGGAUGGUUCUGUUCUUUCCGGAUGAUGUAACUGUUUUAUGACAGACCGGGCUCGGAUGUUCACUCACCGCUCUCAGACUACUCACUUUUUCCUGUAAUUAUCAGUGCACGGUGGUAGCAGUCGGACAGCCGCAUCCUCCGGUUGUCGGAGCCCCGUGUCCAGGUUUCGGUGAGGGGGCUCAGCUCAGCGGGACGUUGCGCAGUACUCAACCGGCUGUACCCCGGGGUCGGUGAGUGUCUGGUGCAGUCAUGUGGCAGAGGAUUCAGAUUUGCUGCGCACUGUUUGCACUGUAUUCAGCGGCAGCGCCUGCACACAUCAACCGCCUGGCACUGUUCCCUGACAAAAGCGCCUGGUGCGAAGCCAAGAACAUCACACAGAUAGUCGGGCACACGGGAUGUCAGCCUCGCUCUAUUCAAAACAGAGCUUGUCUGGGCCAGUGUUUCAGUUACAGCGUCCCCAACACGUUCCCACAGUCAACAGAGUCUCUGGUUCACUGCGACUCCUGCAUGCCAGCCCAGACACAGUGGGAAGUGGUGACUCUGGACUGCCCGGGCAGCGAGGAGUCUCCUCAUGUGGAUAAGCUGGUGGAGAGGAUCUUCCACUGCAGCUGCCAGUCCUGCAGUAAGGAAGGUGUCCAGGAGGGGGCAGUGAUGCAGCUGUAUCCAGCAGAUAACGGCCUGGACUCUCCGUCUUUACCGGACGCUCUGGGAGGGACUCAGUCCAACCCUCUGCCCCACUCAGAUACACACUCUAAGCACGGUCACACACACACAGAGCACCACACACUACCACACACAUCAGACGGAGGCUAGGUCCAUCAUCUUCGUCUCCUCCUUCCUCCUCUUCUCCACAUUGCAUCCUUUGUACCAAUCUGUAGUAACGCCACAACACUUUGAAAAUAUGACUUCACCUUGUGUUAAAACAUUUCUGUAAAGGCACAUACUCACAGUCAUGCUUUCAGAAUACACUCUGUUGUAUAUAAAGCCGUACCAACGCACCAGCCUAUGCACUCUUAUUUUGUUUGCUGAUUAACACAUGCAUUUGUGUGUAUUUGUGCAUCCAGACAUGACUAUAGUUCCUCAAUAGUCUCAAUACUUUAUUCUGCUUUAAAUCCAAUAAAUUUUAUCGUUGUGAUAA
Sphaeramia orbicularis (orbiculate cardinalfish) is the source of this 1379-nucleotide messenger RNA. RefSeq names its product NBL1, DAN family BMP antagonist (gene nbl1). Gene Ontology annotation, biological process: animal organ morphogenesis. Gene Ontology annotation, molecular function: receptor ligand activity; BMP binding. Lineage: Eukaryota; Metazoa; Chordata; Actinopteri; Kurtiformes; Apogonidae. The coding region runs from base 491 to 1054 and encodes 187 amino acids. The record is from RefSeq and is a predicted model, not a curated record. The transcript has 4 exons.